UCACUACCACUAGGCUUACUUAUCUUCCUCACGUCUUAUUUGAUUACAUUCAUUGUCUCGUGGUCCGCUGGUGUCGCGGGAUUCGAGUCCUUUCAGCAAGCCCACCAUCCCCACUCUUAAUCUUACAAAACUCUUAUCCUAGGUCUCAAUAUCUUCACCCACCAUCGCCACUUCGCGCCAGAACAAUCGACCAUUCUGUUGGUUUUCUCUUUCUCUCGACCGUUCUUGGCCAUCCUGUCCCUUCUUUUCCCUUCAUUCUUCUCUGGUUGAUUUCCGUUGUACGAACAGUGUCUCUCUGCUUUUUUCUUUUUCUUAAUCGCAAACAUGGCGGGUAUCUUUCGGACGAUUUAUGACUGGCUCCUGAGGAUGUUUUGGGCGACGGAGAUGGAUGUCACCAUGAUCGGGCUUCAAAACGCAGGGAAAUCGUCGCUGUUGCGUGUGCUUGCGGGAGGCGAGUUUACUGUAGAUUCCAUCCCCACCAUUGGCUUCAACACAAAACGGGUUCAGAAAGGCCAUGUGACCUUGAAAUGCUGGGAUCUGGGAGGCCAACCGCGGUUCCGACCAAUGUGGGAGCGAUAUUGCCGCGGUGUAAAUGCGAUAGUGUACAUCGUUGAUGCAGCAGACCGCCCUGCACUUCCAAUCGCCACAGAUGAGCUGCACGAGUUGAUGAACAAGCCCUCUCUUGAAGGUAUUCCGCUGUUAGUCCUUGGGAACAAGUCCGACCUUCCGAAUAAGCUGUCCGUCGACGAACUGAUUGAUGCGAUGGAUCUGAAAUCCAUUACCCAUCGCGAAGUGAGCUGCUAUGGAAUUAGUGCCAAAGAAGAGACUAACCUUGAUGCUGUUCUGCACUGGUUGAUCGCCAAAGCCAGUCGAUGAAGAUCGUGGGAAACAGCACCUGCUUCAUCCUUCUUUUCCCGGCCGCAGGCCUAAACUUUUGUAGACUCUUUCAGCUUCUUGGAUUGCAGCCUCCGAUGUAAUGAUGUUGACGAUGUGAACCAGGCACAUUAAAUUUUAGCGUCAUUGAUGUUGAUUUCUUUCUUUCUUUGUCUUGUUUGCUUUUUGUUGCCUUUU
Molecule: messenger RNA, 1071 nt
Organism: Aspergillus pseudonomiae
Lineage: Eukaryota; Fungi; Ascomycota; Eurotiomycetes; Eurotiales; Aspergillaceae
Product: ADP-ribosylation factor-like protein
Exons: 6
Coding region: 325-876 (183 amino acids)
Biological process (GO): protein transport
Cellular component (GO): lysosomal membrane
Molecular function (GO): GTP binding; GTPase activity
Source: RefSeq, a predicted model, not a curated record